Messenger RNA from Epinephelus fuscoguttatus (brown-marbled grouper), 1611 nucleotides. RefSeq lists its product as uncharacterized. Bases 150 to 1016 code for a protein of 288 amino acids. The transcript is spliced from 4 exons. Lineage: Eukaryota; Metazoa; Chordata; Actinopteri; Perciformes; Serranidae. The record is from RefSeq and is a predicted model, not a curated record.
AGGUGGACUCUCACCAGCUGUUACCCAGUGCAAGGCUCAUACUCCUGCAGCAGGGGUCUCAUGAUAAACACAGAAAGCGACAGCAGAGCAAGGAGGAAUGAAUCAGUCGGUCAAUUUGGGUGUUCAGGACGAUCCAUUGGUUCCAGUUGAUGCUGAAGACCAUGAGGGAUCAUCAAGACCUGAGAACCUACAGCGCCGUCAUGCUUCACUCUGUGUCAGCUGGAGGUGUGUAUUGUGCUAAAACAGCCAGAGCCCAUGCAGCUGCCCUGGGUUUGGAUUUUCCUGGAGUCCAUGGAGCCCCUGAUCUCCAUGGACCAGCCCCCCACAGGAUGGCGUUUGGUCCUCAGCCUUACGAUGACAGUGAUCCUGAAUUGGAUGAGACUGGACCUAACGUGGCCUCCUACAGUCAAAGUCAACCAGAAGUGCGAUCCCUACAUGACAGGAUACAGAAACAGGCUCACCCCAGGAGUUGGCAUGGCACUUACAGUCCAGUUCAAAGUGACUACACCACCGACCAAGUGCUUAGCCCUCCCAGAGGACGCUCAGUUAUUAACCGCAAGUCCAAUUUUGAGGAGGUCAAGCAUGUUGCCCCCCCAACUCUGACUGCAGCCCGGGGCCAGCCUGACCUUGUGAAUUGGGAUCCUCAAGGUCGCAACAAGCCACUCUCAUUUGUCUACAACGAGCACGACCUUGCUGUUGACGAGUCUGUCCCAAAUAGACGUGGCAUGUCUCUGAGUGGGCUCUCCCUGCCCAGAAGCAGGGGUCACGGUGCUCACCAGAGGGGUCUAACUGGAAACGGCCCAGGAAGAGGAGUCCCUGUCCUCGGUUCAUCCGGCAUCACCGACAAAGACCGCGUCAGAGCGAUGACUGGAAGUGCUGCUGUCGGUAGACUGAACAGGAUUAGGUUCUCUGGCCAUCUUGCUCAGCCGCUGCGCAGACGCCUCAAUGUCAAACAGUUUUUUCAAGGUAACCCCGCCCUGAGACAUCUGACGAGAAGCGAAAUCAGGUCCAGUUAGAAUAAGUCACUGAGCUAAAGGGUCUGACACAUAGUCUGGCUGUCUUGUCAAAUCCUGUGAGGAGUUCUUAAAGUUAACAGGCGAGCAUUUUGUGAAGGGAAAAACAAUGAUUUCAGAAUCCAUUUGUCUGGUUUUCUCUAACCUUUACUGCAAGAAACAAUGUCCAACUUAUCUGUGUACAGGCUCCUGCAUUGUUGCUUCCUCACCUGUAGCUCUAAGACAAGUCACAGCUUACAUUCUCUCCUGAAUAUAAAACUACUAAUGGUUAUAUUUCUGAGUGUCUCUCUGCCUUUUGUCCUCCUCCCCUCAUCAUAAUGUCUCACUGAGGCCUGGAUGUUACCAGAGUGCCAUCUGUUGGCGCUAAAGGGAACUGCAGGUAUCCUUUUGGCUCACUUUGUCGAACACAGGUGCUGUUUAACAGAAGGUCAGCUUUUGACAAAUCCCCUAAUCUGUUUACAAUCUGUUGUUUGCAAGUACUACUAGUGGUUAUGCUAAUUUGUCCAAAUAGCUUUGGUCUUUCAAUGAUGGCAUGUUUCACCAGCGCUCUGACAUUUCUAACAGAGACAAUGAGGUGUUAAAAUGCAGCCCUAGAUCU